This is a messenger RNA of Phytophthora nicotianae INRA-310, 1193 nucleotides long. Its product is annotated as CAMK/CAMKL protein kinase. The coding region runs from base 121 to 1083 and encodes 320 amino acids. Lineage: Eukaryota; Oomycota; Peronosporomycetes; Peronosporales; Peronosporaceae. Gene Ontology annotation, molecular function: protein kinase activity; ATP binding. The record is from RefSeq and is a predicted model, not a curated record. Gene Ontology annotation, biological process: protein phosphorylation. The transcript has a single exon.
AGCCCAACCGCAGAGUCCGAGUUGCGCCCCACAUUUGCCAGAGAGACUACGUUAGUGCCGCCCUACCUGGAGGAGACUGCCCCCACUAGCAUCAGCCGCCUCCAAUCUACCCAAGCCGUGAUGAUUCAAUCCCCGCUGGUCUUCGAGAGCUUCGCGCUCUCCACCACUACAUCCCCUGCCUCCACCGAUGUGUUGGCUCGCUAUACCCGUUGCAAGAAACUCCGCGACACGUUAUAUGGAGAGACCGCAUUGUACCGGGACGAGGAACUUAAGAAGCUCGUAGUACUCAAGCGUCUGAGUAUCUCCUUGCUGCAAGAGGAGGACAAGAGCUCCCUAGAUGUUGUCAAGGAGAACCCACUGAGUGAGCGUGCCGUGAUCCAGUUGCUCGAAGACCCACUCACCUCCCGCGCUCCAGGCCGCGAACACGUCGUGGAGUACGAGCGCGAGGGCUUUUUCACAGUUGGAGACAGUGUCUUCAUCUCCAUGGACUUCUGUGCCGGCGGAGACCUCUACGACUACGUCACCACAAAGCCCGAUCGACGCCUCCCCGAGACUGAGGCUUUGCCGCUGUUCGCCCAGAUUGCCAAGGGACUGAGCUUCCUUCACGCUAUUGGAGUUGCCCACCGAGAUCUAUCGCUGGAGAACGUGCUACUGAAGGACGGACACGUGAGAAUCUGCGACUUUGGCCUCAGUGCCAAUGCCAACAAGUGUUCCGAUGCUUUGGUAGGCAAAUUCUACUACAUGGCACCGGAAGUGACGCAGGGGGUCGUGUACGACCCCAAGGGUGCUGAUGUCUGGUCUCUCGGCGUGCUACUCUUCAUCAUGCUGACUGGCUCGCCGCUGUUCGCCGAUGACAACGCCCGUGCCCCAACUUUUCGUGUGCUAAGCAAAUACGGCGUGGGCAAGAUCCUGGAGCUCUGGGGCCUCAAGGAACAGUUCUCCAAGCCUACGAUCAACUUGUUGGCGAGCAUGUUGCAGGUGCAGCCGUCACGCCGUCUCAGUGCGAAGGAAGUGGCGCAUCACCCAUUGCUGCGUGGCUUUAGCGCCCGCCCAACAUCGCCAUCCAUGGCCUCUACUGCCUAGAAAGCCGUUGACCGUGGUGUCUAAACUAUAAUGACGCGCUGCGAGUAGUGCAAGCGUCGGUAUGUGCUGUAGUUGCAGUGAAUAAAUUAUGAUAUUUAUUGAUAUGGAAU